This is a messenger RNA of Ustilago hordei, 1200 nucleotides long. RefSeq lists its product as uncharacterized. The transcript has a single exon. The record is from RefSeq and is a predicted model, not a curated record. The coding region runs from base 1 to 1200 and encodes 399 amino acids. NCBI's taxonomy places the organism in Eukaryota, Fungi, Basidiomycota, Ustilaginomycetes, Ustilaginales, Ustilaginaceae.
AUGGAUAUCUACGACCCAGGACUGAUGGGUGCUGCUGGCCGUGUCGACGGCACAAGCACACCAACCGGCACCAUCUCAAACGAUGGACCCAAAACCGAACUCGAUCAGAACGUUGAGAAGCUCGUCGGUAACAUCUCCAAUUGGUGGUCAGGCUUUGCGAAGAAGUCACAAGACUCGAUCAACCAGGCACGAAAGGAGGUGGAGACACGCGGAGGCAUUGUCAACUAUGCAAAGCGCGAAUACGCCAAGCUCGAGUCUUCGAUAGGCGAAGCACAGAAGAAGACCAGAGAUCAGAGCCAGACUCCAUCACAACCACAGGAAACUUCUGAGGAAGGUGAAAUUGGCGCUGCUACUAAGGUGUCAGAGUCGGAGGAGGUUCCUGUUCGAUCCGAGACCAGCAAGGGAAAGCAAAGAGUUGUUGAUGACCAAGUUGCACCCUCAUCAGCAGAAGCUGGGACUGUCACAAAUCAAGGACCAACUCUGGGCGCAUCGGUCUCAUCACUCUUCUCCAAGCUCACUUCUGACCCAAGGAUUGCUCAACUCCAGCAAUCGCUCACAGACACUCUGCAAACUGUUGCGACACCCCAAGGUCAACCCUUGGACAAAGAAGGCGGCGAUGCGGAGAAGAAAUCUGGAGCAAACCUUAUCAACAUUCAAGAGUCGCUCUCCAAGCUUUCUUUUACGAUUCAAUCGCAUCUACCGCAUCUAGACUUGAAAGAGUCGCAACAGCUGGCAACACGAUAUCUUCGUGCAACGGAAAGCUUUGCACGAGAGGUUCAAUCGGAUAUGAAGGACUUUGUUGGCGAGCUGGUGCAGAUCGUCCCGCCUGAAGGCGAAGGUGCCGAGAAGAGGGAAGUGCAGGCAAGCAAGGCGAUCGAUGCUGAGGCAAAGAUAGUCGAGGCAGUUGACGAGACACCAUCAGCGACCAUUGCGGCGACGAAGUCGGCACCGAAAUCAUCCGCUGCAGCCAAAGCCGGUCCCACAACCACAUCUGCUACUACAGUACCCUCGGAAGACGAAGAGGAUUUUGCAUGGGAUGAAGACGAUGAAGAGGCAGCUGCAAGUGUAGAAACUAAAGCUGUCGCAGCAAAAGAGAAGGAAGCGAUUCCGGCUGCCAGCACUGUUGCAGCGACCGAUAAGGACGCCAAAUCAGUCGAGAGUAAGAAAGAGGAGACGGAUGAAGACUCUGACUGGGAAUAA